Molecule: messenger RNA, 1587 nt
Organism: Aspergillus terreus NIH2624
Lineage: Eukaryota; Fungi; Ascomycota; Eurotiomycetes; Eurotiales; Aspergillaceae
Product: cystathionine beta-synthase CYS4
Exons: 3
Coding region: 1-1587 (528 amino acids)
Cellular component (GO): cytoplasm
Molecular function (GO): cystathionine beta-synthase activity; cysteine synthase activity
Source: RefSeq, a predicted model, not a curated record
AUGUCCUCCAUCACCACCCCUCGCGUCCCUCCGGUGGCCCUGGAUACCAUCACGCAACACAUCGGAAACACCCCGCUGGUGCGUCUCAACCGCCUUCCGCAGAGUCUGGGAAUCGAAGCGACCGUUUAUGCGAAGCUGGAAUACUUCAAUGCGGGAGGAAGCGUCAAGGAUCGCAUUGCCCUGCGCAUGAUCGAAGAGGCGGAGAAAUCCGGGCGCAUCAAGCCGGGCGACACGCUGAUCGAGCCUACCAGUGGUAACACCGGUAUCGGUCUGGCGUUGGUCGCCGCCGUCAAAGGCUACAAAACGAUCAUCACCCUCCCGGAGAAGAUGUCCGCUGAGAAAGUCGCGGUCCUGCGCGCAUUGAACGCGACCAUCAUCCGUACGCCCAACGAGGCUGCCUACGAUUCCCCCGAGUCUCACAUCGGUGUCGCCAAGCGGCUCGAAAAGGAGCUGCCCAACGCACACAUCCUCGACCAGUACGGAAACGAAAACAACCCAUUGGCCCAUGAGUUCGGCACCGCCGAGGAGAUCUGGACGCAGACCGACGGCAAGAUCAAGGCGAUCGUCGCCGGUGCGGGCACGGGUGGAACCAUCACAGGCUUGGCUCGCGGCCUCAAGAAGCAUAACCCCGACGUCAAGGUCAUCGCGGCGGAUCCGUUUGGCUCGAUCCUCGCGCUCCCCGCGGCGCUGAACGAAGAGCAUGCGAACGAGCCGUACAAGGUGGAGGGUAUUGGUUAUGAUUUCAUUCCUCAAGUCCUGGAUCAGAGCGCGGUCGACAAGUGGUACAAGACCGGCGACAAGGAGUCGUUCCAGUACGCGCGACGCCUGAUCGCGGAGGAGGGUCUGCUCGUCGGUGGCAGCAGUGGAAGCGCAAUCUCCGCGCUGGUGCAGGCCGCGAAAGACAACAGCUUCAGCAAGGAUGAUGUAGUCGUCGUAGUUCUGCCUGACAGCAUCCGAAGCUAUUUGACCAAGUUCGCCGAUGACGACUGGCUCGCGGCCAACGGUCUCCUCGCUACUCCGCCCUCCGAGCCGACGACGUCGACCCCGUCGCAGCCCGAGCAGAGAGACGCCUUCGCCGGUUCGAAGGUCAACUCUCUCCGCCUGAAGCCGAUCACCACCGUCCGCUCCGACAUCCCGUGCGAGAACGCCAUUGAGAUCAUGCGCGACCGCGGAUUCGACCAGCUGCCCGUGCUGGCUCCCUCGGGCAAGCGACUCGUCGGCCUCGUCACCCUCGGAAACAUCCUGAGCCGACUGACCCACGGCCGCGCGACCGGAAAGAGCCCCGUCUCGGACGUCAUGUUCAACUUCAGCAAGAUCUCCGAGGUGGUCACCGAUCCCCGCGACAUGGGGCUGGCCACCACGUCCAAGCAGAACGGCACCGACGCCGUGCGCCCCCAAAUCAAGGACCGCAAGUUCGUCGAGAUCACCAUGGACACGCCCCUCAGCGUCCUGAACCGGUUCUUCGAGUGGAACAGCGCUGCGGUGGUGACCGAGCGGGAUGAGCAGGGCGCGUUGAAGCCUCUGGCUGUGGCCACCAAGGUCGAUCUGCUCACGUGGAUGCUGCACAACAAGCAGAAUGGAGCGUAA